GUUUGUGGGCAAGUUAGGAGGAAACAGAAGAAAAAGGAAUGGGUCCCCACUGCCACCCAGGACAGUGUCCACCUGCAGGGGGCCAAGGGGUGGAGAGAACCUCGGUCUGUGGGAAAGCAGGAGGCCAAGGUGAAGGAAGCCCGGGGCCUCCCCCAGAGCCGCCCUCUCACUCCAUCGCUCUCUCUCCCGCAACCCAGAGCCAUGGGCCGAACCACCCGGGUCCUCAGCCGGACGUCGGCCGCAGUUCUGCUGCUGCUGACGGCGGCCUCGGCCUACUGGCCUGCAGAAACCGCUGACCAAGACGUGGAGGACGUGUUCUCCGACCUGAGCGUGUAUGAGCUGCGAGCCGUGCGGAGUUUCCUCCAGUCUAGGAAGGAGCUGAAGCUGGAAUCUUCCAAGACACCCAAAAUAGCCAAGAACUCCGUGUUCCUCGUGGAGAUGCUUCUGCCCAAGAAACAGCACGUGCUGACCUUCCUGGAGAAAGGCUGCCCGCGUCCAGUGCGCCAGGCCCGUGUGGUCAUCUUCUUCGGAGCUCAGAAGCAUCCCAAUGUCACCGAGUUCGCAGUGGGGCCUCUGCCAGCUCCCCGUUACUUGAGGAUGCUGCCGUUCAGGCCGGGGCACCGGGUCUCCUGGGCGUCCAGGCCCAUCACUUCCGUCGAGUACAAGCUACUUUACGACUUCCUGGAAAAGGCCACAGAGCCCCUGCAUCCGUUUUUCCUCAACACCACGGGCUUCUCCAUCAGGGAUUGUGGAGACCGCUGCCUGACCUUCACCGACGUGGCCCCCCGGGGGCUGGCCUCCGGCGAACGCCGCAGCUGGUUCAUCCUACAACGCUUCGUGGAAGGCUACUUCCUGCACCCCACGGGGCUGGAGGUCCUGGUGGACCACAGCAGCUCGGACGUCCAGGAGUGGAGAGUGGAGAGAGUCUGGUACAACGGCAAGUUCUACGAGAGUCCCGAGGAACUGGCCCGGAAAUACCAGGCCGGAGAGGUGGACGUGGUGGUCUUGGAGGAGAUCUCACAACGGAGAGAGGGAGAGGAGAAGGAGGAAGAAGAGGUCCCUCUGUUCUCCUCCUACAAGCCUCGGGGAGAAUUCCCGGAGUCCAUCCCGCACCCGGGGCCCCACCUGGUGCAGCCCCAAGGCCGCAGGUACAAGCUGGACCGUAACAGCGUGUCCUAUGAAGGGUGGAGCUUCAAGUACCGGCUGCGCACGUCGACCGGGCUGCAGAUCCUGAACGUGCAGUUCGCGGGCGGGAUAGUGGCCUACGAGGUCAGCGUCCAGGAGGCCGUGGCUCUGUAUGGAGGCCACACCCCAGCCGGCAUGCAGACCAAGUACAUCGAUGGGGGCUGGGGACUGGGCAGCGUCACUCACGAGCUGGCCCCCGGCGUCGACUGUCCCUCGAAGGCCACCUUCCUGGAUGCCCUGCACGACUACGACUCAGACGGCCCCGUGCGCUACCCUCAUGCCCUCUGCUUGUUUGAGAUGCCCACCGGCGUCCCUCUGCGACGACACUUCGACUCCAACUUCAGCGGGGGCUUCAACUUCUACGCAGGGCUCCCGGGCCAUGUGCUGGUGCUGCGGACCACGUCCACCGUCUACAACUACGACUACAUCUGGGACUUCAUCUUCUACCCCAACGGGGUGAUGGAAGCCAAGAUGCACGCCACCGGCUACGUGCACGCCACCUUCUACACCCCCCAGGGGCUGCGCCACGGCACCCGGCUGCACACACACCUGCUGGGAAACAUGCACAUGCACCUGGUGCAUUACCGCGUGGACCUGGACGUGGCAGGCAUUGAGAACAGCUUCCAGACCCUGCAUAUGAAGCUGGAGAACAUCACCAACCCCUGGAGCCCCGGGCACAUCCUGGUGCAGCCCACGCUGGAGCGAAAGCAGUAUUCCCGUGAGCGCCAAGCGGCCUUCAGCUUCCGGCAGAAGCUGCCCAAACACCUGCUCUUCAGCAGUGAACAGGAGAACUGCUGGGGCCACCAGCGCAGUUACCGGCUGCAGAUAAACUCCAUGGCCGACCAGGUGCUGCCCCCUGGAUGGCAGGAGGAGCAGGGCAUCACCUGGGCCAGGUACCCCCUGGCGGUGACCAAGUACCGCGAGUCAGAACUGACCAGCAGCAGCAUCUACAACCAGAAUGACCCCUGGGACCCCCCUGUGGUCUUUGAGGAGUUUCUUCAUAACAACGAGAAUAUUGAGGACAAGGACCUGGUGGCCUGGGUGACAGUGGGCUUCCUGCACAUCCCCCACUCCGAGGACAUCCCCAACACGGCCACGCCCGGCAACUCCGUGGGCUUCCUGCUCCGGCCCUUCAAUUUCUUCCCAGAGGACCCUUCCCUGGCAUCUAGGGAUACGGUGGUGGUGUGGCCACGGGCCCGGGGCCUGAGCUGUGUGCAGACCUGGAGGCCGAAGAAGAAAUGCUGGGGGAUGCCCCCUUUCAUCUAUAACGGGACCUACCUGCCCGUGUGAGACCCGCAAGCCGGACAAUAAACCCCAGUGCUCA
This is a messenger RNA of Erinaceus europaeus (western European hedgehog), 2509 nucleotides long. RefSeq names its product amine oxidase copper containing 1 (gene AOC1). Gene Ontology annotation, molecular function: quinone binding; diamine oxidase activity; primary methylamine oxidase activity. Gene Ontology annotation, cellular component: plasma membrane. The transcript has 4 exons. Lineage: Eukaryota; Metazoa; Chordata; Mammalia; Eulipotyphla; Erinaceidae. Gene Ontology annotation, biological process: amine metabolic process; response to antibiotic. Bases 202 to 2475 code for a protein of 757 amino acids. The record is from RefSeq and is a predicted model, not a curated record.